Messenger RNA from Vespa crabro (European hornet), 3866 nucleotides. RefSeq names its product lachesin-like. NCBI's taxonomy places the organism in Eukaryota, Metazoa, Arthropoda, Insecta, Hymenoptera, Vespidae. The record is from RefSeq and is a predicted model, not a curated record. The transcript has 11 exons. Gene Ontology annotation, cellular component: neuron projection. The coding region runs from base 389 to 1921 and encodes 510 amino acids.
GAAGGAAGGAAGAAAGCCCGAAGUCACGUAUAACUUGUGUUGAAAGUUAUUAUUACAAGUUAUUGCUUGGAAUACUAGUGUGAAGAGACCAAGACUUUGACCCACAUUUGUGAAUCGCUCCACUAACCUAUAUAAAUUCGUCCACUGACCUAUAUAAUAUGUUGGGUAAAAUUCCUCUUCUCAAUGCCAAGAUUUCCAAGAAUUCAACUAAGGAUCGGAGAAGGACAGGAGAGAAUAAGAUGGAGAGAAGGUAUCAUCCGCACUUUGUAAGCCAUUGUAGGAUACUAACGUCGUAUAAAUAAGGAAUCAACCUAAACCCAUAAAUAUCGACUUACCGAACAUGGACGAGCGUUUUCAUCAGAGAGUUAUCAGAGUGCUUCUAAAGUAAAUGAGGGUGGCACAACUAUUACUGUGGUGCGUACUACUCGAAGAUUAUGGUGGCAAUCUCGGCAGGGCGGCAAUUACCAGUGACUCCAUACGACAAGACGCCGCCUCCGCUUCUGCCCCCGCCUCUGCCCCCAUCUCUGCCUCAGCUUCUGCCUCUGCUGCUGCUGCUGCUGCAGCCGCCGUUUCUUCCUCCUCGUCCGCAACGAAUCCUACAUUACCAGAUGCCCCAAAUUUUUCAGAAGCGAUCGGUAACGUGACCGCAGCGAUCGGCAAAGAGGCUAUUCUAUCCUGCACAAUCCGGAAGUUGGGUAAUUACAAGGUAGGAUGGCUACGAGUAGAGGAUCAGACGAUAUUGUCGAUGGGUCAACGAACGGUGACCCAUUCAGCCCGUUUCCUAGUCACCAUGGAAAAGGCCAAGGCAAAGAAUCAGACCCAUUCGAGAGAGGACGAGGAGGCCACUUGGAGUCUCCAUAUUCGCCAACUCAGGAAGGCCGAUCGAGGUUGCUACAUGUGCCAAAUCAACGCUCAGCCCAUGUUGAGCCAGCUGGGAUGCGUCGACGUCCUAGUUCCCCCUGACAUAUUGAGUUCUGGUACAUCGGAGGGAGAGGUCUCGGUUUUAGAAGGAGAAAAUGCAACGCUUUCUUGCAAGGCAUCGGGUAGACCAGCACCACGCGUACUUUGGAAAAGAGAGAAAAGUGAUUUCAUUCUGAUGAGAGGUCUUCACGAGACUUUAAUUCAAGUGGACAGCCAGUCCGGCGAGAAGCUGGAAUUAACGAGGGUAGACAGGAGGCAAAUGGGAGCUUAUCUUUGCAUAGCCAGAAACGAAGUACCACCGACAGUCAGCAAAAGGGUUUACCUCAGAGUGAACUUCGCCCCAAUUGCAAAAGUGCGUAAUCAAUUAUUGGGUUCGCCAUUGGACACGGAUGUCUCAUUGAUCUGUUCGAUCGAAGCUUAUCCAAAGACGAUCAACCUGUGGACCCGGAAGGAACAAGUGAUCAUGAGCGGCGGAAGAUACGAGAUCGACGAACGUAGCCAACCGGAGGAAGAAUGGAAGACGACGAUCGAGCUCAAGAUAAAGCGUCUUCAGAAGACGGAUUUAGGAGAAUACACGUGUUCGGCAUCCUCUAGUAUGGGAAAAGCCGAAGCCACUAUCAGGGUAUAUGAGAUAGAACGUGCUACGUUACCAACGCGUGCGACCUCGCCAACCUGGAGAAAACAGAACAAAGGUGGUAAAUCAAAAAGCAUUCUUGGGGUCUCUACGGUCAAUCGAGUUUUCCACCAGCUGAGCACCCCGGCGAUGCAGAAGAGUACAUCCCGAUUGAUCUUCGGUAACAAAUACUCAACGACAUCGACUACCGUUGAUCCACGUGGCUCAUCAUCGAUCGUCGUAAAAGGAAAUAAUGGUUACACCGAUGAGAAAAAAAGCGAAUCUAAGAAGGAACCGAAGGUAGAAAAUGUCGCGAACAUCGGCAAUUUUAUCUUCAACAAACAAAUAUAUACGAUCUGCUUAACGUUUUUAUCGACCAUACGAUAAAAUGAGUUAUAUACGUUUCUCUUGAUUACUAUAUCCAUAUAUAUCCAUACAACCAAUCUUCACCAGAAAUACCGCAACAACCAACCACCACUACCACCGCAACAGCCACCACACCGCCAUUCUUUGUCUCACUCUCAAUCAUAUUCUUCUUCUAACACUCAGAACCACCCCUCACCCAACCCACAUCCCCCACAUCCCCCACAUCCCCCACAUCUCCCACAUCUCCCUCAACCCCUUUUUUUUCUCUCAUCCUUUGCGAAGCUGUGUGUGGACCCACCUCCCCCUUCUUGUACGGUGUUAAUAAAAAGAUGAUAAGGUAUGUGGUAAUAAUGGAAAGAGUAAAGAGGACAUUAAGCCGCGUUAGGGCGUAAUUCUUUGCGAAUUUCAAACAAGUUCUAUCAGAUAUUGAACGCUUACGAAUGUAUUUUUUAUGAACCUUUUGUCCCUGUCUCCUCGCGAAUGAAGGAGAAAAAAUAAAGAAAAGAAAAAUCAAAAAAGAGAAAGAGAGAGAGAGAGAGAGAAAGAAAAAACGAGAGAGGAAAAGUUAAAAAUAAUAAUAAUAAUUAUAAUAAUAAUUAUAAUAAUAAUUAUAAUAAUAAUUAUAAUAAUAAUAAUAAUAAUAAUAAUAAUAAUAAUAAUAACAAAAAGAUGAAAAAUACGAGUAAAUGGACGAGAGGCGUCCUGCUUUUUUGUUAAUACUCAUCGAACGUGUUUUAAUCUCGGGUAUUUUUGAAGGAAGCCUUCAUUGUCGAAAUCGAUCGAUCGAUCGUCUUCAUUUACUUUUUUCGAUAGAAAAUUACGGGGUACUUUUAUAUAUAUAUAUAUAUAUCAGGUCAGUCCAAAAGUUCGUGCGCAUUUUUAAAUGAUAUACAUGCUACUAAUUCGCACGAACUUUUGGACUGACCUGAUAUAUACAUAUAUAUAUAUAUAUAACGGAUUAGUAUGUCGAAAGCCUUAUACAUACAUAAACGAACGUAAAGGGUCAUGUUUUGAACGCAUCGUUAGUGCCGUUCCGUUCGUUCGUUCGAGUAUUUGCUAACAUAACCACGAAAAAAAAGAAGAAGGAAAAAAGAAAAAGGAAAUUUAGAGGUUAAAAAGAUUUUACGUCGAAUUACGACGAACGUCGUAAUAAAAAAAGUAAAGAAAAAGAAAGGGGGGAAAAAAAAAAAGAAAAAGGUUAAAAAAAAGAAAAAAGAACAUCGAAUGACGUCGAUACAGCGAUUAAAAAUCUUUGAUAACAUUUAUGUAAUUUAACAAACGUUUCCUUUCAUUUCGUUCUCGUCUGGAUGAAACUUUUUAUAACCUCAAAUUUUGAACUACUCGAUCGAUAAAUAAAAAGAAAAAAAAAAAAGAAAAAAAAGAGGAAGAAAAAAGAAAAAUAAAAAAGAAGAAAUAAAUAAAUAAAAUAAAUACAAAAUAAAUUGUAAAACAGGCGAGAAUAUCAAAGGAUGCUGAGUUGUAUAAUUCCACCUAACGAUGCAUCAUCAUAAACCAAUAAGCAUAGAAACUCACGUAUAAGCCCGAUGUUACAUUAAAAGAAAAGAAAAAAAAAAAAAAAGAAGAGAAAAAAAAACGAAAAAACAAAACAAAACAAAACAAAAAAAAAAGAACAAACAGACAAGAAAUAAAAAAUCAAAAGUGGAUACUUGCCCGUGUAAUAUAUUAGAUAUGUUUGCGCUCGUACGUUAGGUGGUAAUAGAAAGCUUCGUUUCUAUACGCUUUUACCUUUUGCAUAUCGUUAUGUAACGAUACCUAUAUAAAUAUAAGUCUUUAUAAAGGUACACAUUUCGACGUUAAAUUCCAUUGUCGUCGGUUAACCUACAAUUAAAAGUAUUUGCUCGGUAACAGAGAAAAAAAGCGAAAGAGAGAGAGAGAGAGAGAGAGAGAGAGAGAGAGAGAGAGAGAGAGAGAGAGAGAGAGAGAGAGAGAGAGAGCGAGAUAUAAU